ACUGUCAAAAUUAUUUGUAUACAAUUUCAAUUUCAAACAAACAAGUUCAACUGCUGUGUUAAUUAUAUCAUAUUGUUAAUUUUUUAUGAUAAACUAUUAUUACAUUUUUCACAUGUUAUAGGAAAUCAAAGGGAUCUUAUGUCUAAGAUUAUGAAAUGAUCUUAGAGCAUUUCUUUAACCUGUUACAUUCACCAUGAGAAAGUUAUCAAUUUUAAAACUUUUACUUUUUAUAUGCUUUUGCUGUAUUAUCGUAUUUUUUUAUUCAAAUAGAAGUAAAUCUGAUAAAGGAAGCGAAACCUACGAAAAUAAUUAUUUUAAACAUGAAGACUACAGGCGUAGCACAUCGUCAACCAAAACUCAAAGAGUUGUGAUUUCAUUUGUGGUUUGUGAUUCAAGAUUCAAUGAAUCUUUAAAUGUUAUCAAAUCAGCAUUGCUUUUUACAAAAUCUCCCUUAUUAUUCAUUAUAUUCACGGAUCAAAAAUUAAAACCUCUCUUUAAGUCUACUCUGACUGAAUGGAAAAAUAUUAUUGGGGAAAAAUUGGAAUUUGAACUCCAAAGAAUUAAUUUUCCAGAAGCUCAUAAAGAUGACUGGAUGAAUUUGUUCAGCAAAUGUGCAGCACAAAGACUUUUUAUACCGACAUUGAUUCCACACAUAGAUGCUAUGAUUUAUGUGGAUACUGAUACCUUAUUUUUGGCACCUGCUGAAGAAUUGUGGGAUUCUUUUUCAAAAUUUAAUCACACACAAAUAUCAGCAAUGGCACUAGAAGAUGAUAAUCCAAAUGUUUCGUGGUAUCCUCGCUUCGCUAAACAUCCUUUUUAUGGAAAAUAUGGUCUCAACUCAGGUGUUAUGCUGAUGAAUUUAACAAGAAUGCGAGAAUUUGGCUGGGUUGACUAUGUUACCCCAAUUAUGUUGAAAUGGAAAUUGUAUAUUCCUUGGGGUGAUCAGGAUAUUAUAAAUAUUAUAUUCCAUUAUCAUGAAAGUGCAGUAUAUGUACUAUCAUGUCGAUACAAUUACCGCACAGACCAGUGUAUGUAUGGUGAUGCGUGUGCCGAUGCCACAAGUCAAGGUAUCUAUGUGUUACAUGGAAGUCGGAGAGCUUUUCACAACCACAAACAGCCUGCAUUUGAGGCUGUAUAUCAAGCUAUGGACGAAUAUGAAAUAGGAACAGAACCAAACAAUGUGUUGGUCAAAAUAGAACAGUAUUUUGAUGCAGCUCCGGAAUCUAAUUGUGGUAAUUUAAAGGAUGCCUUUCUUAAAGUUCCAAAACAGGUACUCAGUAAUACAUAUGUGAAACCAGAAAGGUAACAAUCACGAUUAUUUAUGAACUAAUAAUAAUUUUACAAUUUUUGUGAUAUAGUAUUGCAGACAAACUCACACCAGAAUUAUGUUUAUUUAACCAAAAACUAGAAAUAACAUAUUGUACACACUCCUCAGAAUAAUUGAAGAUAUAUUUUCAUAUAUUGUUUUGCAUAUAUGAUAGGUGUUUUGUUCUUGAUACAGGUAUUUUUGCCUACUCAUUUAACUUUCAUAAUGACCCACACUUGUGAGUAUCGUGAUCAAACAAUGGAAUAUAAAACUGACAAAAGUUUUUUUCCCCUAAAACAAAAAGAAACAAAUCCAUUUGAAAGUGGUAUUUUACUCAUUGCUACAAGGAUCAAUUUAGAUUGCGCUUUUUGAUUUACCUAUAAGUGUUCGACUUAACAUAAUCAUUUUUAAGCUAUUGCAUAGCUCCUAUCGCGGGCCUUGAGCGCGGGGACCGAAUCGAGAAAUUCCGUAACGAAAAAACCUCACGCUCCCCACUCCGACGGGCUC
Colias croceus (clouded yellow) is the source of this 1813-nucleotide messenger RNA. It is a transcript of the gene shams, whose product is annotated as glucoside xylosyltransferase 1. Lineage: Eukaryota; Metazoa; Arthropoda; Insecta; Lepidoptera; Pieridae. The transcript has 6 exons. Gene Ontology annotation, biological process: protein O-linked glycosylation via N-acetylgalactosamine. Gene Ontology annotation, molecular function: UDP-xylosyltransferase activity. The record is from RefSeq and is a predicted model, not a curated record. Bases 194 to 1306 code for a protein of 370 amino acids.